GUUUUACCAAGAGACAGUACAUCUAACACUUAACUUGGAUCAUCUCUUGUUCAUCAGCUUGAAAAUCAUAACAGCCCCCAAAACUGACAUUUGAUCUGAAAGAAAAAAGCUGUGACAAAUGGACAAUAUGUCUAUUACUAACACGCCAACAAGUAAUGAUGCUUGUCUGAGCAUUGUUCACAGCUUGAUGUGCCAUCGACAAGGUGGAGAGAGUGAAACUUUUGCAAAACGCGCAAUUGAAAGUUUAGUUAAAAAGCUAAAGGAGAAAAAAGAUGAAUUGGAUUCUUUGAUUACAGCUAUAACCACAAAUGGAGCUCAUCCUAGCAAGUGUGUUACAAUACAGAGAACGCUGGAUGGGAGGCUUCAGGUGGCUGGUCGCAAGGGAUUCCCUCAUGUGAUUUACGCUCGUCUUUGGAGGUGGCCUGAUCUUCAUAAAAAUGAACUCAAGCAUGUUAAAUAUUGUCAGUAUGCUUUUGACUUAAAAUGUGACAGUGUCUGUGUAAAUCCUUACCAUUAUGAGCGUGUAGUAUCGCCUGGCAUCGAUCUCUCAGGACUGACACUACAGAGUUCUGCUCCAUCAAGCAUGUUGGUGAAAGACGAAUACGUUCAUGACUACGAGGGGCAGCCGUCGUUGUCUUCUGCCGAAGGCCAUUCAGUCCAAACCAUCCAGCACCCACCAAGUAACAGGGCAUCUACAGAGCCUUAUAGCACCCCAGCCAUGUUAGCUCCUACUGAGGCUAGCACUACCAGCACCACUAAUUUUCCCAACAUUCCUGUGGCUUCAACAAGUCAACCUACCAGUAUAUUGACAGGUAGCCAUAGUGAUGGACUCUUACAGAUUGCUUCAGGGCCUCAGCCAGGAACUCAGCAGAAUGGGUUUACAGCUCAGCCAGCUACUUACCAUCACAAUAGUACUACAACUUGGACUGGAAGUCGGACAGCAGCCUACACGCCUACCAUACCUCACCACCAGAAUGGCCAUCUUCAGCAUCAUCCACCUAUGCAUCCUGGACAUUACUGGCCAGUUCACAAUGAACUUGCAUUCCAGCCUCCUAUAUCAAAUCAUCCUGCUCCAGAGUAUUGGUGUUCAAUCGCGUAUUUUGAAAUGGACGUGCAAGUUGGGGAAACAUUUAAGGUCCCUUCAAGCUGUCCAAUUGUUACUGUGGAUGGAUAUGUGGAUCCUUCCGGAGGAGACCGUUUUUGCCUGGGCCAGCUUUCCAACGUGCAUAGAACAGAAGCCAUUGAGAGAGCAAGGUUACACAUAGGUAAAGGGGUGCAGUUGGAGUGCAAAGGCGAAGGAGACGUGUGGGUCAGAUGCCUCAGUGACCACGCGGUCUUCGUUCAGAGUUACUACCUGGAUAGAGAAGCAGGGCGUGCACCAGGGGAUGCUGUGCACAAGAUUUACCCAAGUGCAUAUAUAAAGGUGGGUUCGAUGUUCCUGGAUGAAAAUUGGGUGGGUUUGUCAGCUGCUGCUGGAAUCGGUGUAGAUGACCUUCGCCGCUUAUGCAUACUCAGGAUGAGUUUUGUAAAAGGUUGGGGACCUGAUUACCCGAGACAGAGCAUCAAAGAGACGCCGUGCUGGAUCGAAAUUCACUUACACCGUGCCCUCCAGCUUCUAGAUGAAGUACUUCAUACCAUGCCUAUCGCAGACCCACAACCUUUAGACUGAGAUCCCUCUGCUGCACUGCUGGGGGCCGUCAUAUUGUGAGGAUGGUGGAUUGUAAAAUACAAUUCUGUUUAUAACCUGAAGAUAUAUUUUACUUUUGUUCUGCUUAAUCUUCUAAAACCGGGUUUUAAAAAUGUGUUUGCCGCCUUGCUCUUAGAAAGAAACUGAACAUGCAGAAUUUGGAUUUUGGUUAUUUUCAGAACUUAAUUGUCAUAAAUACAUGGCUCAGGGCUUAAAGUUGAAAGGUAAACGCCUUAUAGAGACUUUACAGUAUUGGGUUGUUCCCCUUGAAACUUUCCUUCUCUAUUCUGGCAUCUUGGUGAUAAGCCUCACAGGAGCCUUUUGUAUGCAGAAUAUAUAUUAUAUAUAUAUUUAUAUCUGAAAAUUCCUUCUAAUAGUUAUAAACAUUUACCUUAUAGCAACUUUAAAAUUCCAACUGAUUUGUGAUGUUCUUUUUAGGGAACAAUAGUUAACAGAAGACUUCCUUUAUUUUGUUGACUCUCUUGUUAUGGUUUUUCCAGAUUCAAACGUAGAAGCUGCCAAAAAGUGAGGGAUGAGACAUACGUUGUUGGCAUCGAUUAAAAAUAGCGAGAAGAAGAAACGGGGCUUUUCCUUCACUAGUUUUUAAAAUAAAAAAAAAAAAAAAGAUAUCUUAGAUUUUUUAUUUAUAUAGACACGUGAGUUUUAAAACACUAAAGGAAAGGGAUACUUUCAGUGCUGGCACUCAAUUUAAAUAUAACAGGAAAUACCCAGUCUGCAAAGUUGCCACUGAAAUUGCAUAAUGAGUACGUAAUGGCAGGAACAUAUUUUUCAUAACUACUACUGACUUUAUGAUUUUACUCAAGUAAAACUUGGCAGGUAUUUUCAAAAGUUGCAUGACUCUUUUUACUUGCGUAUACCAUUAAAUCCUGUAUAAAUAUUACAUCGAUACUUAGGAUCCAGUUUUUGUAUCUGUUCACCAUUUCCACUCAGGGCAAGAUGGCAAACUUGUUUUUAUACCUCUUGGUUCUUUUCAGCCCUAUGCCAUCAACGACCGUAUCAAUUGGCAAUGACUUUGUAUAGAGAAUUUAUAGUAGAAAAAAAAAAAAAUAAAAAAUGCAAAUGUAUUGACUGUAUGACAGAUACAAUAUGUAUGCUUUCUCUCUAGUUAAUAGUAUAAAUAAAAUUAUGAAAACCCUGAUUUUUUUUUUUUUAAUAUAAAUUUAGUUUGCUUCUAUUACGUAAUUCUGCACCUUGAAACCAUUGAUCUUGAGCGAUGGAUUAUUUUCCUUUGCAAGACCAGCAGCAGCAGCCAAUAGUAGGAAUUUUAGUCGGUUUAAACUUGCCAGGAAAGCAAGUCCCAAUUUUUUUCUUCCUGCUUCUCAAUAAGAUGCCCUGAGGAUAUCUCUUUUUGGCUAUUUGAUGGGAUACAAAGAGGGAGCAGGAAUUCCUUAUUUUCCAGCACGUGUGCAGGGAGUUGGAGCUUAGUUAAGUUGGAGCCUACGGAUUUCUAAGCCUGGUUAAGUCCUUCAAGCUCUGCCAGUUCGUGCUGCCCUGAGCCCUGGCAGCGCAGUCGGAGUGGUUAACAGAAGUCGAAGACUUGGAAAAAGCUUCUUCCGAAGCUUUUUGCCAAAUUUCUUGCCUAGUUUCAGCAAUCCGCACAGAGGGCUGCGACGCACGGCGUUUAGGUGUUGCUUCCCUCCGUCUCCGGAGCUCUUAGGAGAGAAGUCAGCAGUCAUUGUGGAACUGUAAAAGACGGGUGAUUUGGGAGCGAUGGCCACCAAUGGAUGAGUUUUUUCUCUUAAUUUCUCCCAAUUUUCAUUCACCGUGUUGCCUUCUUCAGACUCCAUUCUAAUGAGAUGACUUUUUUUCCCCCCCUCUUACACAGCGGCUUCUCGAUGUUUGAAAAAAGUGUUUGCUUUUCUCAAGGCUUGUAAUUUAAAAACUUUUUGUUGUUGUUCAUUUUCCUUUCUCUCCUAACGAUCUCAUUUGUCCCAAAAGCGAGCUGCUUCACAUUCUUGAGGAACACUUUAGAAGGAUUCUGACUACAUCCUCAGAAAAGCUUCUUAACCAGCAGCUCGGCUACGCUUCAUCCACAACAGCAAACGUGAUUCGGGGGAAAAAAUGAAAAAAAAAAAAAACAAACUACGUGUCCUUCUUGCCAACCUCCCUUUUGAGUCGUCUUACUGCUGGGUUCGAGCUGCCUCGGCUUUUGGGAAGCGUCUGACUGAUUAAUUGCUUGUCACAGACGGUGAAUUUGAUCGGGAAUCCGCGUGUCUCCUCCCUGUUUCACUGGCAGGUUUGCAGGGUGCUGAUCUUGGUGGGUGACUUGCUCUGUCUGUGCUUCACAGAAAACCCUCUUGUAGCGGUCGUUACACUUCUGAUCGUGCCAAAUUUUGAUGAAAUAGUGGAAGAUUGCUUCCGCCUAUUGGUGGUGGUGCCUGUAUUGCAGCCUGAAAGAAAUGAGCUGUUAAAACCGGGAUUUUUUUUUGCAGAUAUUUGGCGAAUCUCCUUAAGUCUCUACCUACACUGAACGCUACCUCUAGUGUAGUAUUUAAAUGGCCAAAACCCCACUGAAUAGAACACCACAAUAAUGUCAGCUGAGUUUAUCAGAGCCAAGAAAUCACAAGCUCCACAUCAGGAGGGAUGUGGAUGUUGCGUGAGGCAGGAAAAAUCCUGAGGUGGAAUUCAUCUUCUCCACCGGGCAGUCACUGAUAAGAUACGAUCGUAACUGUUAAAGGGCAAAACGAGAGAAUCUCAUUCUUAGUUUUUAAUAGGCCUUUAACUUAAAUUCUGUACUUUUUAUUUCUUAUGACAAGGCCUCAAAGGCAGCGCGUAAUGGAUUGGAAACCCUUCAGCAGCAGCACGUUAGAUCUUUGACGGUCUUGCCUUUAUGUCAUCUUGGGAGAUUCAAAAAAAGAAGCUGCAGCUACUUGACAGCCGUGACGAUCCCCGUAUGCGCUGAAGGCAGGGAUGUCACCAAUGCCGGAACCACGUCUCCUCUUCAGCUCUGAAUGUCUCCAAAUCAGUCAAUUCAACAAGUUUUAUGUGGUGUGUUUUGUUUUUUUUUUUCCCAGCUAGCGAUCUCUUGCUUGCAAUCCAGUUCCUGCGUCCGCCGUGCUGCUUUCCACGCAGUAAUUACCCCUCGUUGUUUCUCACCCCCAAUUAGGCCCUCCUCAAAACGAACAUUGUGCUGGAGUACUUUGUAAUUUCACUUUGUGUCUUGAAGAGCUGGGAUUAGCACCGGAAGGUUUAGACGGCUUUAACCGUGUUAGUUUUGAAAGCGAGGGCGUUUAGAAUGAACACAGAUGUAGGAGAGGAAAAUUUUCGCUGGGAUGCUCGAAAAGUAUUUCAUUCUAACGGGAAUCCCUCGGAAGGAGCCGAGCUAAGCGGUGCUGGUUAGAAAUGAUUGUUCUUCAUGCUGCUUUUCGGGGCGUGAUGAGAAUGAUACGGACCUGGCCCUGAUAACGAAGGGAUUUUUUUUUAACAGCUCUAACGUCCUGAACCCCUGGGAAAUUAUCUGGCUGCUUUACAGAGAGAUGGACCUAAAAUGCGAAGGAGACAACGGCUCUCCCCCAGUCACCCAACAGGGCUGUAGCAGCAGUAGUCAUUGAACUUGUGUCCAACUCCUGUGCCUUACCUUAGAACCAUCUUGCUUCUUGUGACACUUCUCAAAGACGACAGCGUCCUCUCGGCGUAGCUCAGGAACGACUGCCUCAAUUCUUUUCCUAGGAACCA
Messenger RNA from Athene cunicularia (burrowing owl), 5383 nucleotides. RefSeq names its product SMAD family member 4 (gene SMAD4). Gene Ontology annotation, biological process: cell differentiation; regulation of transcription by RNA polymerase II; transforming growth factor beta receptor signaling pathway. The transcript is spliced from 10 exons. Gene Ontology annotation, cellular component: heteromeric SMAD protein complex. NCBI's taxonomy places the organism in Eukaryota, Metazoa, Chordata, Aves, Strigiformes, Strigidae. Gene Ontology annotation, molecular function: RNA polymerase II cis-regulatory region sequence-specific DNA binding; DNA-binding transcription factor activity, RNA polymerase II-specific; I-SMAD binding. The coding region runs from base 119 to 1669 and encodes 516 amino acids. The record is from RefSeq and is a predicted model, not a curated record.